AUGUAUAUAAAGAUGGCCACGUUAGCAAACGGACAACCAGACAAUACCAGCCUGAGUAGCAAUCACAGCAACCCCAGCACCAACGGGCAUAUGAACGGAUUAAACCAUAGCCCCGGAAACCCAUCCACCAUCCCAAUGAAGGACCACGAUGCCAUUAAGCUCUUUAUUGGGCAGAUCCCCCGUAACCUGGACGAGAAAGACCUCAAACCGCUCUUCGAGGAGUUCGGGAAGAUCUAUGAACUGACGGUGCUGAAGGACAGGUUCACUGGCAUGCACAAAGGCUGUGCCUUCCUAACAUACUGUGAAAGGGAGUCUGCUCUAAAGGCCCAGAGUGCACUGCAUGAACAGAAGACACUGCCGGGGAUGAACAGACCGAUCCAGGUGAAACCAGCGGAUAGCGAAAGCCGAGGAGGUAGCAUGUGCAAAAGGACACCACCUUCACACAGAAAACUCUUUGUGGGCAUGCUCAAUAAGCAGCAGUCAGAAGAUGACGUGCGCAGGCUAUUCGAGGCAUUUGGCAACAUCGAGGAGUGCACAAUCCUUCGGGGACCCGAUGGCAACAGCAAAGGGUGUGCAUUUGUGAAAUACUCUUCCCAUGCGGAGGCCCAAGCGGCUAUCAAUGCCUUGCAUGGCAGCCAGACAAUGCCGGGAGCCUCUUCAAGCCUGGUGGUGAAGUUUGCAGAUACAGACAAGGAGCGUACAAUGAGACGCAUGCAGCAAAUGGCGGGACAAAUGGGCAUGUUCAACCCCAUGGCCAUCCAGUUUGGAGCCUAUGGCGCCUAUGCACAGGCACUGAUGCAGCAGCAGGCCGCGAUCAUGGCUUCGGUGGCACAGGGCGGCUACCUGAACCCCAUGGCAGCCUUCGCCGCAGCCCAGAUGCAGCAGAUGGCGGCUCUGAAUAUGAACGGCCUGGCGGCCGCCCCCAUGACACCAACCUCAGGUGGAAGCACGCCUCCUGGUAUAACUGCACCAGCGGUGCCUAGCAUCCCAUCUCCAAUUGGGGUGAAUGGUUUCACUGGCCUUCCGCCGCAGGCUAAUGGGCAGCCCGCCGCAGAAGCCGUGUUUGCUAAUGGCAUCCACCCUUAUCCAGCACAGAGCCCCACUGCAGCAGACCCCUUGCAGCAAGCCUACGCUGGAGUGCAGCAGUACGCAGGUCCUGCUUAUCCUGCUGCUUAUGGCCAGAUUAGCCAAGCGUUCCCACAGCCGCCUCCCAUGAUCCCACAGCAACAGAGAGAAGGACCAGAGGGCUGUAACCUGUUUAUCUACCAUCUGCCCCAGGAGUUUGGGGAUGCUGAGCUGAUGCAGAUGUUCCUGCCUUUCGGUAAUGUCAUCUCCUCGAAAGUGUUUGUGGAUCGGGCGACAAACCAAAGUAAAUGCUUUGGUUUUGUGAGUUUUGACAAUCCUGCCAGUGCCCAAGCUGCCAUCCAGGCCAUGAAUGGCUUCCAGAUUGGCAUGAAGAGGCUGAAGGUGCAGCUGAAGAGGCCAAAGGAUGCUAAUCGUCCCUACUGA
Messenger RNA from Cygnus atratus (black swan), 1509 nucleotides. RefSeq names its product CUGBP Elav-like family member 4 (gene CELF4). Gene Ontology annotation, biological process: regulation of alternative mRNA splicing, via spliceosome; mRNA splice site recognition. NCBI's taxonomy places the organism in Eukaryota, Metazoa, Chordata, Aves, Anseriformes, Anatidae. The transcript is spliced from 14 exons. The coding region runs from base 1 to 1509 and encodes 502 amino acids. Gene Ontology annotation, molecular function: mRNA binding. The record is from RefSeq and is a predicted model, not a curated record. Gene Ontology annotation, cellular component: cytoplasm; nucleus; ribonucleoprotein complex.